Molecule: messenger RNA, 486 nt
Organism: Spodoptera frugiperda (fall armyworm)
Lineage: Eukaryota; Metazoa; Arthropoda; Insecta; Lepidoptera; Noctuidae
Product: NADH dehydrogenase [ubiquinone] 1 beta subcomplex subunit 2, mitochondrial
Exons: 3
Coding region: 103-414 (103 amino acids)
Cellular component (GO): mitochondrial inner membrane
Source: RefSeq, a predicted model, not a curated record
UUAUUGUGACAUUGACAGGUCUGUAUCACUACUAUCAGACAGAUCUGCGCUGUAUUCUUUUAAUUUGGGUUUUUACCAAAAAAUCCUUACAUAAAUAGUAAAAUGUUGACUAGAACAUUAGCCUCACGGGCUGUUCUGCUAAAGGCAUUUAAAAAUGCUGCGGAUAACGUGAAACAAGCUAAAAGAAACUCAGGCCAUGGUACAUGGUCCUACCGAAUGCCACCACCAUUACCAUCUAAGAAAUCUGUCUAUUUAGCUGAGGGUCUUGGAGCAUUGGCCUGGUGGUGGAUCUUCUGGCAUCUCUUUACUGAACCAGACCACGUCUUUGGUGAAUUUCCAUAUGUUGAUCCCCGAAGCUACACCGAUGAGGAACUUGGCAUACCACCUGACUUCGAGGGCUCAUUGAGGAAGUGAACAUGAAUAUUUCAAUUUGUAGUUCUUUUUCUGUUGAUGUUAAUUAAAUUAUAUAAAAUAUCUGUAGGCUUA